Molecule: messenger RNA, 1328 nt
Organism: Xylaria bambusicola
Lineage: Eukaryota; Fungi; Ascomycota; Sordariomycetes; Xylariales; Xylariaceae
Exons: 3
Coding region: 451-1212 (253 amino acids)
Biological process (GO): mycotoxin biosynthetic process
Source: RefSeq, a predicted model, not a curated record
GUAUCACAGCGCGCUCGUCGGAACCAUCUUAUGAUACUUGUUGGGACUCUCGAUCCAGCCAGCGUCGCAUCGCCGACCAUGGUACUGAUAUCAUCAGGAAUGUCGCCACUGCUGGCGUGAUCAGAGUUAUCGUGGUGAUUGCUCCUCCGAGGCAUCUGUGGCAAUUGCGGUACACGCGGUAGCAAUCCCGGGAGAUAUAGCGCCUUGGUCCACUCGCCUCCUAUUGUUAGAUCACUUGAAGAGAAUAGGCCCUGAAUGAACCGCUCUUCUCACGACCUCCAAGGCACUAUUACCUGACUUCUCCUUGUACACUCAUAACAGGCAGUAGAGCAGACAAAGCACGCACAUAUCGCCAUCAACAUACCCCUCGUCUUCGUCAUUCGCUUUUCUGUGCGUUUAUUUUCAUCUUCAUAUUGAUAUUAUUCUUCUCCCCUAUAACCAUCCCAAAAUAUGUCCCCAUUCGCCUGGCGAGAGGAAAACGAAGAGCAGGACGGCCUUAUGGGCGAAGGCCCGGUGGCCUCCCGGUCCGUCCAGGCAAGCUACUACAAGAAGCGGUACAGCCGGCUACGGGUCAUCGUGGCCAUCCUCACGCUCGCCGUCGCCGGCCUGGGGUCCACGCUGGCGGUGAUAGUGUCGCGAACGCAGAGCGCUGACGAACACGACGCGCACGCCUCGUGGAUGCCUCCACAGGACCAGGUUAACAAGGUCUUCUGGCCGAAAGAUCAGUUCGCCAUCGACCCAGAUGACGAGUCUGAAAAGGCGUGGGACAGCCUCUUUCCUGUGGGCGGCGGAUUUGUUGACCUAGCCAACGACGCAUCUAUUCCUCCAGGUGCACUAGGUUCCGAACGUCGCGCCGUGGUUUCCGUUUUCCACCAACUCCAUUGCCUGCGAAUGAUACGCACAGGCUACUUUGUCGCUGCAGCAGGCGACCCGGGCGCGGUGGAACAGGGACCUGGACAUCUCGGUCACUGCUGGGACUACCUCCAGCAGGCUAUUACGUGCAGCGGAGAUAGGACACUAGAGUUCGUGCAUGAAGGUGACCCCGGAAGUAGUGGGUGGGGUUAUGAGCACCAGUGCAACGACUUCUCGGCAAUCUUUGCGUGGGUCGAGGACCGCAAGACAGUUAACCACACUGGGAUCGUUGCCACUUCCCCUUCCAAUUCUUCUAAAUCUUCGAAAGAAAAUGGCCAUGGACAUGACCGUCGGGGGUGAAUAACUGGGGUCUCCUAAUAUCUCAAUCUGUAUUGUUUCAUGGCGAUGGAUUACAUGUUUUGGUGGAAAUCAAGUGUUCUUUCUGAUAGCUCUAUUGUCUCUAACCUGAAUGAUAC